Aspergillus vadensis CBS 113365 is the source of this 615-nucleotide messenger RNA. RefSeq names its product sugar O-acetyltransferase. NCBI's taxonomy places the organism in Eukaryota, Fungi, Ascomycota, Eurotiomycetes, Eurotiales, Aspergillaceae. Gene Ontology annotation, molecular function: acetyltransferase activity. The record is from RefSeq and is a predicted model, not a curated record. The transcript is spliced from 3 exons. Bases 1 to 615 code for a protein of 204 amino acids.
AUGACGACAUCGAAAGAAUGGCAGAAGAUGCUUAAUGGCGAGCUCUACAUUCCUUGGGAUGCAGACCUUCAGGCCAAUCGGCAACGCUGCAAAGAAGCAUGCGACAGGUUCAAUCAUGCUGGGAAAGUCGCUCGGCGUCGCAGGGUGGAGCUAUGGCGGGACAUCCUAGGUGAUACGCGCCCUCUGCCUCCAGUCCACCCCGAUCCUCAGGAGGAUGAGAAGCUUUUUGACGAUACAGAUCCCUAUGUGGACCCUCCCAUCUCGGUGGAUCACGGCUUGAACUUCAGGGUCGGCAAAAAAACCUUUCUGAACUACAACCUUCAUGUCCUGGAUACAUGUCUCGUGACAAUUGGUGAAAGGGUGCUUACCGGUCCGAAUCUUUGUAUCUACGGGGCUACCCAUCCCCUGGACCCGGCUGUGCGACGGGGUAUAGAGGGUCCAGAAGCCGGCAAGGAAGUGCAUAUCGAAGACGAUGUCUGGAUAGGAGGCAGUGUAAUCAUCUUAGCCGGGAGCGUUCCUCCCUUCCAUUUUGUUGCCGGAAACCCAGCCCGCAUCAUUCGCCGGAUCGAAACGAGUAUGGAUCCCGAUCAGCGCAAAGAAAGUCAACCCGAGUGA